UAUUGUCAUCGUAGGGUUCAGGUAAAUUCAUAUUCGUCUUAUGAAAUAUUCCCUUUAGUUAAGUAGACGAUGCCGAGGUCAGAGGUUAGCUAGACACAAUGCUGAAGAAGAUGUCCACGAAUGCGUCGAUGAAGAAACUGUUCCAGUUCGCGAUAGACCGAGGCGGCACGUUCACGGACGUGUACGCACGAUGUCCGGGAGGGAAGACCAGGGUCAUGAAGCUGCUGUCCGAAGACCCCGCCAACUACCCCGAUGCUCCACGGGAGGGAAUCCGCAGGAUCUUGGAAGAGGAAACAGGUAUCCCCAUGCCAGCUGACCAGCCACUGGACCCGUCUCUGAUUGGCUGGAUCCGUAUGGGCACAACGGUAGCCACGAAUGCCCUACUGGAGAGGAAAGGUGAGCGCAUGGCGCUGGUCAUCACUCAAGGCUUCCAGGACCUGCUGCACAUCGGCAACCAGUCACGGCCAAAUAUCUUUGAUCUGGAAAUUGUGACCCCAGAUGUCCUGUAUGAGGAGGUGGUUGAAGUGAAGGAGCGUGUUAUCCUGGAGCAGGAGUCCUGUCAGCUGGACAAACCUGCCGACUUACAGACUGUCACUGGAACAACAGGAGAGAAGUUACAUGUGUGGGAACAGCUGGAUGAGGUACAGCUACGUGCAGACCUACAGGCUAUACUGGAUAGAGGCAUCAGGAGCUUGGCUGUGGUCCUCAUGCACUCUUACACUUUUGCAGGCCACGAGCAGAAGGUGGGCCAGCUGGCCAGGGAGAUGGGGUUCCACCAGGUGUCCCUGUCCAGUGAAGUCAUGCCCAUGUUCCGUAUUGUACCCAGAGGUUACACAGCUUGUGCAGAUGCUUACUUGACUCCCCACAUAAAGAGGUACCUUGCAAGUUUUGGGAGUGGUUUCCAAGGAGGUCUGGAGAAAACACAGGUCCUGUUCAUGCAGUCAGAUGGAGGUCUCACCCCCAUGGACAAAUUCAAUGGCUCACACGCGAUCCUGUCCGGCCCAGCUGGAGGAGUGGUUGGUUAUGGCAUGACAACCUUUGACCAGGAAACUCAACAGCCAGUCAUUGGCUUUGACAUGGGAGGUACAUCUACAGAUGUGAGCAGGUAUGCAGGUGAAUAUGAACAUGUGUUUGAGACAACUACAGCUGGGGUGACUAUACAAGCUCCACAGCUUGACAUCAACACAGUAGCAGCAGGUGGGGGCUCCCGGCUGUUCUUCCGCUCAGGGCUGUUUGUUGUUGGACCAGAGUCGGCAGGGGCACACCCUGGGCCUGUCUGCUACAAGAAAGGUGGCCCCCUGACAGUAACUGAUGCCAACUUGUGUUUGGGGAGACUCCUACCAGAGUAUUUUCCUUCCAUCUUUGGGGAGAAGGAAGACCAGCCAUUGGACAAACCUGCAACCAUGGCUGCCUUCUCAAAACUUACACAAGAGGUCAAUGACUUCCAGGCUAGCCAAUCAGAUGCAGAUGGCACAAAGAAAGAGCCAAUGACAAUGGAGGAGAUUGCCAUGGGGUACAUACAGGUGGCCAAUGAGGCCAUGUGUCGACCAAUCAGAGCUCUGACACAGGCCAAAGGUCAUGACACCUCUCAGCACGUCCUGGCCUGUUUCGGGGGUGCAGGAGGACAGCAUGCUUGUGCCAUCGCCAAGUCUCUGGGCAUGUCCACUGUCUUCAUCCACAGGUAUGCUGGUAUCCUGUCUGCCUAUGGCAUGGCCCUGGCUGAUGUGGUUCACGAGGCGCAGGAACCAUGUGCUGUCAACUAUAGUAAAGACAACUUUUCUCUGCUUGAACAGAGAAUAGCAGCACUCAGGCAAACCUGCAUUAAGGAGCUCAAGACUGAAGGAUUCACAGAGGCUCAGAUCCAGACGGAAGCGUUCCUGCACCUGAGGUAUGACAGGACAGACUGUGCCCUGAUGUGCUCCUCCCAUGGAUAUCCACCAAGUACUGACACAUGUGGGGAGGGAGACUUUGAGAAGUCCUUCACAGACAGGUACAUGCGUGAGUUUGGGUUCACAAUCCCUGGACGACCAAUCAAAGUUGAUGACAUCCGCGUACGCGGGGUGGGUCAGACGGGGAUACGUGACCACCACGUGAUUCGGCCCUCUGGUCAAACACCCAGGGUGGAACUGGUGACCAAGUGUUACUUUGACAACCGUUACCAUGACACCAAUGUAUACAUGCUGGAUGAUCUGUCAUGUGACCAUGACAUCCAUGGGCCAGCCAUUCUUAUUGAGAAAAACAGUACCAUCAUAGUGGAGCCUGACUGCAGUGCCAGCAUCACUCCAGAGGGGGAUGUGAAGAUAUCGGUCGGCACUGCUGGGAGGAAGAGAAUAGGAACAGGACUGGACGCCAUACAGCUCUCGAUCUUCUCCCAUCGGUUCAUGAGUAUUGCUGAACAGAUGGGCAGAAUCCUCCAAAGAACUGCAAUAUCCACCAACAUCAAGGAGAGACUUGACUUCUCCUGUGCGCUAUUUGGCCCAGACGGUGGACUGGUGGCCAAUGCACCUCACAUCCCUGUUCACCUGGGGGCCAUGCAGGAAACUGUCCAGUACCAGUUGAGGCAGUUAGGAGAAGACAUCCAUCAAGGUGAUGUCAUCUUAAGUAACCACCCUUCUGCAGGAGGGAGUCAUCUACCUGACUUCACGGUUAUCACACCAGUUUUCUACAAGGGAGAAGAGAGACCUGUCUUCUUUGUGGCAUCACGAGGGCACCAUGCAGAUAUAGGUGGCAUUACACCUGGCUCCAUGCCUGCACACUCAAAGUCUCUCAGUGAGGAAGGAGCAGUGUUCAAGUCCUUCAAGCUGAUAGAGAAUGGGAAAUACAUGCAGGAAGCCCUUACAGAGAGGCUGAUGGCCCCAGGGCUGAUCCCGGGCAGCUCAGGCACCAGGAAUCUCCAUGACAACCUGGCGGACCUGCAGGCUCAGGUGGCAGCCAACCAGAAGGGCAUCAAACUGGUGCAGGAGCUGAUCGAUGCUUAUGGGCUGGAUGUGGUGCAGGCUUACAUGGGAUACAUACAGAACAAUGCUGAGGUGGCUGUGCGGGACAUGCUGAAGGAGAUUGCCCAGGAGACUAAGGCCAGGACUGGCACCACGCAGCUGUUUGCUGAGGACCACAUGGAUGAUGGCACUCCCCUGGUGCUGAACGUCAGCAUUGAUGAAAAGAAGGGAACGGCAGUGUUUGACUUCAGUGGGACGGGUCCUGAGGUGUUUGGGAACACCAACGCACCCCGAGCCAUCACGUCAUCUGCCCUCAUCUACUGCCUCAGGUGUAUGGUGGCACAUGACAUUCCACUCAACCAGGGUUGUUUGAAGCCAGUUAAGAUCCAGAUGCCACCCAACUGCAUCCUGAACCCGUCUGACACUGCUGCUGUGGUGGGAGGGAACGUGCUGACCAGCCAGAGAGUGGUGGACGUCAUCCUGAAGGCCUUCCACAUCUGUGCUGCCUCGCAGGGCUGCAUGAAUAACAUUGCAUUUGGUGACAAGGAUGUCGGCUACUAUGAGACAGUUGCGGGAGGACAUGGGGCGGGCCCAACAUGGGAUGGCAGAAGUGGGGUUCAUGUCCACAUGACCAACACCAGGAUCACUGAUCCAGAAAUUGUGGAGAGGAGGUACCCAGUGGUAUUGAGAAGGUUCCACCUGAACCAUGGGACAGGGGGGAAGGGUCAGUACUGUGGAGGGGAUGGUGUGCUGAGGGAACUCCUCUUCAGGAGGCCAGUCAUGUUCACCAUCCUGAGUGAGAGAAGAGCCUUCCAGCCAUAUGGUCUUAACGGAGGAGAGCCAGGAGCCAGGGGGAUGAACCUGGUCAUCUAUCACGAUGGUAGAGUUGUCAACCUGGGAGGCAAAUCAAGCGUCAACUUACACCCUGGGGACUGUUUCCAGCUGCAGUCCCCAGGGGGAGGGGGUUACGGUGACCCCACCCUGAGGGACCCCAGGGAACCCGUGGCCAAACGUCGCAAGAGAGACGAGGUGGCCAGUCACCACUACCAGCAGAGGGGCAGUGUGUAUGCCUACAAACUCACUCAGGAGUCAGCAUAGUGUUAUAGGGUUGUAUUUGGGGCUCGCUCAGGAGUACUUGUAAGUCAUUGACUGGUUGAGAGAUGUUCUGCGCAUGUCUGGUGCAUGUUCAACACUAAAAAAUGUAUACUCCCGGUAGGCAUGGCAUAAAACUGGUCAGACUGUACCUGAACUACCACUGACCUUAGUUGGCUAGUGGUCGGGGUACCAUGUUCAGCUAUGUGUAAUAAGCAAGGCUUCAAAGAGCACUUGUAGGCUUAGAGGUCUGCAUUUGCUCCACAAAAAGUGCACAUAUAUGAGAACAAUUGUGAUUUUACAGAUAAAAUUAUUUUAAUCCAGAGACACUAUUUUGAUAAUGACAGUAAUAACAUGCUUAAAUGUGAAUGCCCCCUAAUUGCAGCACAUCUUUUGAAGGUGUGUCUGUAAUUACUGUAAAUGCAGUACUUGAAUAGGUUAAAAAUAUAACCUUACCUACAGGGAAUAAUUGGUGUGCAAUGAUACACAAUCAAUUAAUACUUUCAUAACUUAGUGAUAAGCUUAAUACCACAACACAACAUUUGUCACAACACUGCUGAACAAUGUGUACAGCCAGAUAAAUCAAGUCAAAUCAAAACAAUGUGUUAUACAUAAUCAUAGUGAUUAUACCUCACUAAUCUUGUGUCUUAUGAAUUAUUAUUAUGUUAUUAUUUCAAAGUUAAAUGCUCAUUGAUUAGUGUCUUAAUAUCAGAUGUAAUUUGUUAAAGCAGUUUACCUCAGUAUUGAUUAUUGCAUAUAUCAAACAGAUGAAACUGUAUCCUAGAGUACAUAUAUAACUAUACAUGUGAAGGGGAAUUGUGUAAUAUACAUAAUAGACGUCAAGCAAACAGGCAACAAUAGGCUUAUCAUUGUCAAAAUUCUGUCAGGUGGUAAAGAUAUUGCUAUUAGAGGUAUGAGGUAACCUAUAUACAGAAAUAAAUGCAUCAUCUAAGAUG
Molecule: messenger RNA, 4984 nt
Organism: Branchiostoma floridae (Florida lancelet)
Lineage: Eukaryota; Metazoa; Chordata; Leptocardii; Amphioxiformes; Branchiostomatidae
Product: 5-oxoprolinase-like
Exons: 33
Coding region: 99-4034 (1311 amino acids)
Biological process (GO): glutathione metabolic process
Cellular component (GO): cytosol
Molecular function (GO): 5-oxoprolinase (ATP-hydrolyzing) activity
Source: RefSeq, a predicted model, not a curated record